CUCUCCCUUUCUUGUCUAGAUUCUAGAAUUCUCAACUCGCUCAGUCUCAGUCUCUGUUGAAAUUCGCAUACGAAUCCUUUUCAUUGUUUACAUUAGUGAUUGCUCCAUAUUCUAUCAUUUGUUCUAUGCUCCUUCAUUCCGCAUAAUCCAUGGCCUUCACUUCCACCCUCUCUGUCUAUUCUCACCCACAUGCUCGCCUCCGCCACCAGCGACUGCAAUCGCUGGCCGUAACCGCCGCCGGCUUCGCCCAAUUCGCGCGGCUUCCAACUUUGAAGAGCCGGAGAACUUGUUCUUUGUUCGUGGUUAGGGCUGCUUCCAGUGUCGAAGGAACACCGGCUCGUGCUACCGGUUCUCGCAGAGUCUAUCGCCAGUCUCAGGCCAACGCACCUCUGUUCGUUGCCCCUGUGAAAAAGAUUGCCAACUUUGUUGCCCCCUUUGGCGUGUUCUUCGCCAUCACUUUUGUUAUCUGGAAAUUAGUGGAGAAGCUUCUUGAUCCAACUCCAAAGCAAUUGCAGUCUUCGACUGUGGAAAGCCAAUCUGCUUCACCAGGAGUGAAAUGGUCUAUUGCUGCUGGUACAAAUUUGUUAUCCCAGCUUGGGGCGAAGAUUGAAAGACAAUCUAAACAGAAGCUCAAUGAGUUUGCUCGAGAACUGAGAGCAUUUUCAAGUAUUGAUAUGUCUGGGCGCAACUUUGGAGAUGAAGGAUUAUUCUUUCUUGCUGAGAGCUUGGCAUUCAACCAGACUGCAGAGGAAGUGAGUUUUGCUGCAAAUGGAAUAACGGCAGCUGGAUUGAGAGCUUUUGAUGGUGUUCUUCAAUCAAACAUCACAUUGAAGACUCUUGAUCUUUCAGGAAACCUUGUUGGAGAUGAAGGAGCUAAGUGCUUAUGUGACAUAUUGGUGGAUAACUCCAGCAUUGAGAAGCUCCGGCUAAACAGUGCUGACUUGAGUGAUGAGGGUGCAAAAGCUAUUGCAGAAAUGUUGAAGAAAAAUUCGAGUUUGCGGGUUCUUGAACUUAACAACAACAUGAUUGAAUAUUCUGGAUUUUCAAGUCUAGCUGGAGCACUUCUUGAGAACAACAGCAUACGAAAUAUACAUCUCAAUGGCAAUUACGGUGGUGCUUUGGGGGCUAAUGCAUUGGCUAAAGCACUUGAGGGCAACAAGUCUUUAAGGGAACUUCAUUUGCAUGGAAAUUCUAUAGGAGAUGAAGGAAUCCGUUCUUUGAUGACAGGAUUAUCUUCACAUAAAGGGAAACUUACACUUCUAGACAUUGGAAACAACUCAUUAACAGCGAAAGGAGCGUUCCAUGUGGCUGAGUAUAUUAGGAAGAGCAGAAGCCUGUUAUGGUUGAACCUUUACAUGAAUGACAUUGGUGAUGAGGGAGCAGAAAAAGUCGCUGAUGCUUUGAAGGAAAAUCGGUCAAUAACAACAUUGGAUCUGGGGGGAAAUAACAUUCAUGCUGUUGGAGUUAGUGCCGUUGCUCAAGUUUUGAAAGAUAAUUUAGUUAUUACCACUUUAGAACUUAGUUAUAAUCCCAUUGGACCAGAUGGAGCCAAGGCAUUGGCUGAAGUUCUCAAGUUUCAUGGAAACAUAAAAACCCUUAAGCUUGGUUGGUGCCAGAUAGGAGCAAAGGGGGCUGAGUUCAUUGCGGAUGCUUUAAAAUACAAUACUACGAUAUCAAUUCUGGACUUGCGAGCAAAUGGACUAAGAGAUGAAGGUGCACUGUGCCUUGCUCGCAGCUUGAAAGUGGUUAAUGAAGCUUUAACCUCUCUAGAUUUAGGAUUUAAUGAAAUAAGGGAUGAUGGAGCUUUUGCUAUUGCUCAAGCACUGAAGUCUAAUGAUGAUGUAGCUGUCACAUCCCUAAACAUCGCUAGUAAUUUCCUUACAAAAUUUGGGCAGAGUGCUUUAGCUGAUGCAAGAGACCAUGUCUUGGAGAUGACCGAAAAGGAAAUCAACAUUUUUCUCUAAAAGACAUUCUACUUCUCAAUAAAUGUUAUAAUACUAGAGCAGGAUUUUUUUUGGGAGGAAGGGUUUUUUUUUUUUUUUUUUUUUUUUUUUGCAUAUUUGCUGCCGGCAAUUACUGGUAAGAGCUCGUUUACAUUGAAUUUUUUUAGUUCUAACCAUUCAUUGAGGGAAAGUAUAGAAAUUUGUAUCAGUGUACGUUUUUAGAUGUUUCAAGGGGUUAUAGCCGUUGCAUAUUCUAUUGAUCUUUUUGAUGAUAUGGUUGA
This is a messenger RNA of Gastrolobium bilobum, 2224 nucleotides long. RefSeq lists its product as uncharacterized. NCBI's taxonomy places the organism in Eukaryota, Viridiplantae, Streptophyta, Magnoliopsida, Fabales, Fabaceae. The record is from RefSeq and is a predicted model, not a curated record. Gene Ontology annotation, molecular function: protein binding. The transcript has 18 exons. The coding region runs from base 150 to 1964 and encodes 604 amino acids.